Messenger RNA from Macrosteles quadrilineatus (aster leafhopper), 4222 nucleotides. RefSeq names its product post-GPI attachment to proteins factor 2-like. Gene Ontology annotation, biological process: GPI anchor biosynthetic process. Gene Ontology annotation, cellular component: Golgi membrane; endoplasmic reticulum membrane. The record is from RefSeq and is a predicted model, not a curated record. The transcript has 6 exons. Lineage: Eukaryota; Metazoa; Arthropoda; Insecta; Hemiptera; Cicadellidae. The coding region runs from base 215 to 1003 and encodes 262 amino acids.
UUACUAUCACCUACGUCCAACGAAUUAUAACAAUAUUGAAAUAACUGAAUAUUUAUGGCAAAUACUGUACAAAAUAUAAUGUAGUUGUAGAAUUGCAAGAAUAAAUUAUUUCUGAUUCGGUUAAUACACAACAGAUUUAAGAAUGAUAUCUUUGUUGCUCUCAUAGUCCGUUGGCAGAUCACCAUUUUUAGGGUGGCAUGAGAGGUUGGGAGGGAUGCCUAGUAAACCAGUGAUGGUAAACACAACUGGUUACUUACCUCUCAACUAUCGCCAGUCCAAGGGCUUCGUUGUCCGAAUCCCGUUUGAGAAGCUCGCUUGGAGCACCUGUCUGCUGCCCCUCAGCAGUUUUGUUUUUUGCGUCAUCUGGUCCUUACUCUACAACUUCGAUGACUCCACCUUCACCCAUUGCAAGGUGCCAAACUUUCUUCCGUCAAUAUCGGCGGCGAUCGGCAACUACAGAACGCAGAGGUUUGUGUGGGGCACAGCUAUCGCGGUCCACGCAGGACCCAGAUUUCUGUUCACAUCCAUGUAUCGUCAGUACUACAAGGACAUACUCAGUAACGGGGCACAAACAUUGGCUUCCGUCGCGUGCUUCCUUAACGUCGUGGAGAACGUUGCUCUCAUCGGCUUAACGUUCAUCCCGUCCGCAUACAACUAUGCUAUUCACGAGAAGUGUUUCAUGACGUUCAUGCUGACGUCGGAGCUGUACAUGGUGCUAACUUGUGUUCUACUGACGAGGUACAGAGCCCAGCCUCCCAGCAACGUAGAGAGCAAGUCGCUGAGGCUCAAGUACCAGCUGUUAGCCAUCAAUAUGGUGUCCUUCGCCCUGGCUGGAUAUUUCUUCAUCAGACACAACUUGUAUUGUGAGCCUGGGGUGUACUCGUUGUUUGCGCUGUGUGAAUACGUAGUGGUCCUGACCAACAUGGCGUUUCACAUGACUGCGUCGUGGGACUUCCACGGCCGCCAGAUAACCAUCGACCAGUACGGACUCGACAUCAGCUGACGGGUCCCCUUGCUGGGCUCGUCCGACGGAUAACAGACAGCCUCCUCCGGGUCUGAAACUUCGUCCAAUCCGGAUAAUUCACCGGAGGGCGUCGACCCGGAGUUUGUGCGGCUGCCAGAACAUCGGCCGCGGGUGUUAGCCAACUACCCACCCUACCCGACGGCACCCAACAUCUACGUAACAUUCCUGGACCCUCUCAACUACCCGGACCCGCUGCCCGAGUGGUAUCUGUCCAUAGACCACCCCCAGCCGUGGGCCUACUACAAUGUUCUCAACGGACAAAAACACUUUGUCAUUUCAGUACUUAACUCUUGAUAUUCUCCCCUUAGCAGGGAGUAUGGUGUAAUGCUUUGAAUGUAGGCUUGUUUUCCGUUCGGACUUAAGACUGUGCUGCUCCGUCUUGACCAACUGGCUGUUAUUUUUGUUCGGUAGUUUCGUGUAGUGGAAAUGUUUUUUACGAUUUUUCAUAAGUAGUCGUAUGAAAGUAUUACUUGUAGUUUUAGUUGAGGAGUGGGUUAUGGUGAUUACUUAAUUGUCGUAUUUUGGUUUUGUUUGGUAAAGUACGUAUUGAAGUAUGGUAAUCAAUUAAAUAUUUUCCUCCGGAUCACGUUUGAGCAGAAUAAAAAUUAAAAUUACUUGAUGAGUGAUUCUCCAAAAAUGGUAAAGUGAUUUAAGUUUAUAAACCGUAGGUUCAUUUUCAAGUAGAUUACCUAGUUAUUUAAAAAAUCCUCUUUACCCUGGGGUUAUGAAGAGUAUCAUUUCAAUAACUCUUGGUAUUCUCAUCGAGAAAGAAUCUUAACCUCUUACCAAAACCAGGAUCAUUUUGACACUAUUGUACUACAUGUAUUCAACAUUUUACUUAAUCAGUUAUUAUUUAAAACUUUAACAUCGGUUUUGAUAACUGCCAAAUGAUUAUAAGUUGCAUUUCAGAAAUAAAUAAUGUUAGUGAAGCAAAAAAGGAUUCAUUCAUAUUCAUAUAAUCGUUAACAAAAGUAACUAUUGAAUAUGAAUCUUCUCAUAGUUUGGAAUCUCUUGACUAUUUUGUGCAAAUACUCGUAGUUAGAUAUUUUUUAUACAUUUAAAUCUCAGGUAUUUUUGUAGUAGUUUUUUUCAUGUAUGGGUCCACGAUUUCCUUUUGUUUUUUGACAAUUUCACAAACUGCAUUCACUAUUAGGAAAACAUUAAACAAUGUAAGGCGAUGAAACAUUAUAAAUAUGUAGUUCAUAAUUUAUUGGUCUUCUUGAUAUACGUAAGUCAAUGAUCUGAUCACUAUGUUAUUCUUGCAGCUUCCAAGUUUGAAUUGUGUUGGUAAUACCAAAUGUUUGUAAUAGUUUUAUUUAAAUACAAAGGUUUUGCUUGCACCUUAAGGACAAUAUUCACAGCCGUAUGUUAAAAGUUUAUCUUAGCUGUUAUUAACAGUAGAUAUCACUUAUUUAUCGUAAUACUCAUAGAAAAAUAUGCGCUGUUGAAGGGUUUGCAAGAGUUAGCCUACUAUUUCAGUUUUCAUGGAAAUAAUAUAGUUAUAACUGCGGUAGUUGUAAUAUUUAAAUUGUUUACAGUGACUUUUCAUUUAACGACUUAUUUCAAAAUAAAUGCAAGCAGGUCCUUUAUUGCUUUUUAAAUGCUCACUUUCUGUAAAGUUAUUGUCUUCCAUAUAUUUAACUGUUCAACUAGUUUCUGUUUUGUACAGUACAGUAUCUUUUCAACUAAGAACUAAUCAUUGUUGUGGAGAUUAUUAACUAGAGAUUGUUCCAAUUGGAAAGGUUGUGUGUUCCUCUGUGUUUAAGAUAAGCGUGUUGAACUAUUUGUCGUGAUUAACUUAAACAUUAAUCAAUAUUUUUCCAUUUAUGAAAGUAAAACUAAUAUUAACUUAACUUUUUUGUGAGAUGCAAUUUGCUGAAAUAUUAAUUAUUGAGUAUUUGCAUAGACUAAGCAACACAAGUAGACUCCUCAUCCCAUUGUAAAUUUUGAAGCUUGUUUUUUGUGUCUAGUUCAUGUACGUCCACACUGAUCGCUAGUGUAGACAACAUUUUGUUUCUAUUAUUUUAGGGUUAUUUUAAUGAUUUGUGCUUUACUAUUUGGUUAAAUAACUAGGAGACCAGUUAUUGUUUAUGAUUAUAUCGUUUUAUUAGGUUAAACGAGGUUUUAAAUGACUGCAAUAACAAGAAACAAAUUGUAAACAAAACAAAACCUCUAUAGUUGGACGUACAGAACUAACAAUAAAAUUGGCUUCAGAUGUUCCAUUAGGAUGAUUAAUCUACUAAGGGAGUAUGUUUUAUCUAUGGUAUUUGUUUCAGAGGAAAGAUAAAAAACUGUUAGUUUGGUGUUUUGUUUUAUCCAUUAUAGAUUUUUUUCUUAUCCAUCGAAAUCGGUAGGAAGCUCUUCUCAAAACUUGAUUGCAAGAAAAUAGAUAAACUAAUGAUAAUGGUACUAUUUUACCUCCGUCAUGUAAUGCAAUUUGUUUCUCAAGAUCAGUAGACAAACAUGUUUUGCGGCUGAUAUGGCUUCGUCAGGGUAGCAAAAACUAAUCUGUCAUAACUGUCACACACGCAAAAAUAACUAAAUACGUAACAAACAUUUAGAUAUAAUACUGAUAGGCAUAUCACACAACGUAGACUUCAUGGUAGAAUUUGUUUUGUUUUGUCUAUUACAUGAGCUGCAACAAACAUUUUGUGUCGUGUGAUAGGUCUAUCAGUAUUAAAUCUAAAUGUUUAUUUUUGUAUUUAUUUAUUUAUUUGUGUACUUGUGACAUUUAUGUCAGGUGUGUUUGCUUUCUUGAUGAUGCCGUGUCAGCAGCGAAAUAUAUAGAUACACUAGGUAAAAUAGUACUUUUUUGUCCUAGGAUGCUAGGUACGAACCUGGAAUUUUUUCACAUUACUUCAGGCUAGACCUAGGGGUUGCAGCAUUAUUACUUAUAUAAAAUCCAUUGGUGAUUUGGCAGGAUUUGAAUCCGGAACCAAAGCCGCGCUCUAACCACUAGAUCAGUUCGCUCCCCCCUACUAUUAAGGCCAAGUCACACCGAGCUCGCUCCCGCGGCGGGAGCGAAUUUUGAAAAAUCGCUCACCGUUUUAUCAAAUGUGCCAAGUCACACCGCACUACCGCGCGCCCGCGGGCGUGCGGUAGUGUCCGCCACGUCCGCCUGCUGAGCGAUUUUUUGCGACUACCGCGGCGGGAGUUUUGUCUAGCGCAUGCGCUAAAGGGGCAUUUUGAAUGCCCAAG